UAGUGACUUGUGCGUGCAGCAGCCAGGCUAGGCCAGGGCACCUGCUGAAAUGUCCAAAAACAAGACAGGUGGGCACAAGGGUCCUUAUAGCCAGAAGAGAAAAGAGGGGGAAGGCAGGACUUGUGUCCGAUUCAAAUGUAGCUUGACAAACACAAUCCUGGAUGUUCUUCACCAGAGAGCAGGCUGGGUUGAGGUCAAAGAGGACGGAGAGUGGGACUUCAACUGGUGUGAUGUGGGCUGGCUCAGAGAGAACUAUGACCACUCUUAUAUGGAGGAGCAUGUUAGGAUAUGCCACUUCCGGAACCACUAUGAGUUGACACGUAAGAACCUGAUGGUUAAGAACCUAAAGCGCUAUAGAAAAACCCUUGAAAGAGAAGCUGGUCGCCUGGAGGCGGCCAAAUGUGACUUCUUUCCGUGCACCUUUGAACUGCCCAGUGAGUACCAUCUCUUUGUAGAAGAGUUCAAGAGAAGUCCUGGCAGUACCUGGAUCAUGAAGCCAGUGGCACGUUCGCAGGGAAAAGGCAUCUUCCUGUUCCGGAAACUCAAGGACAUCAUGGAAUGGAAAAAGAACGGUACCCGCUCUGAGGAACAAAGGGAUGAGGCUCAAGUUGAAAGCUACGUAGCCCAGCAUUAUAUUGAGGACCCCUAUCUCAUUAACGGCAGAAAAUUUGACCUGAGAGUUUAUGUUCUUGUAACAUCAUACCUCCCUCUGAAAGCCUGGCUGUAUAGAGAUGGUUUUGCCAGAUUCUCCAACACCAGAUUCUCCCUCAGCAGUAUUGAUGACCAGUAUGUCCAUCUCACUAAUGUGGCAGUGCAGAAAACUGCCCCAGACUAUGACCCUGAGAAGGGCUGCAAAUGGCAGAUGCAUAAGUUACGACUCUACUUGACCGCAAAACAUGGCAGCGAGACGGUGGAAGCUCUUUUUAAAGACAUUGACAACAUAUUCAUCCGCAGCUUGCAGAGCGUUCAGAAGGUCAUCAUUAAUGAUAAGCACUGUUUUGAACUGUAUGGAUUUGACAUACUACUGGACCAGGAUCUCAAGCCGUGGCUGAUAGAGGUGAACGCUUCUCCCUCCCUCACUGCCAGUAGCCAAGAGGAUUAUGAAUUGAAGUGCAGGCUGCUAGAAGACACACUGCACGUGGUUGACAUGGAAGGCCGCCUCACAGGCAGAGAAAAGAGGGUUGGUGGUUAUGACCUCAUGUGGAAUGAAGGACCCGUCUACAGGGAGGACGUCAGCUUGGAGACUUUGGGAAGCACCUACCAAAUACCCAACACACACCUCGGCUGUGUGAAUGACAGGAAGAAACAGCUUCGACAGCUCUUGAGGCCUUUUCCAGGACCAAAGAGAGCAUGAAAAUCUCCUCCCAUACUCAGAGUUCUAGGACCAACAACACGUUCAUACUAAUACAGGUUUGAUUUGUGUAGAUAUACGCCGUACUGUGUAACGUUAAAAAGUCUCUUUAUGUCAGAUAUUGUGACUGUGGAUAUCCUGCAAACCAGAUCUUUCAUGUGUGUAAAAGAAUGACUCUGCAGAAACGGAAUAAACAAGCCAAAUUCUGAUGAUGUCAUGAAAAACUUUAUGCUGUUUCUCAAAAAAUAGCUGCAGUCAUCUCUACUGAAAGUCACGUCCCAGCAAAACAACAGCACAACCUGGUAAGGUUCUUAAACAUUCCCUCCCUCAUGAAGUGUCUUUGAUGGAUUUACAGACAUCAAAAAUGAGGUGAUACUAAAUAGAAGUCGCUGCUGU
Pygocentrus nattereri (red-bellied piranha) is the source of this 1747-nucleotide messenger RNA. It is a transcript of the gene ttll9, whose product is annotated as tubulin tyrosine ligase-like family, member 9. Gene Ontology annotation, molecular function: tubulin-glutamic acid ligase activity; tubulin binding. The record is from RefSeq and is a predicted model, not a curated record. Lineage: Eukaryota; Metazoa; Chordata; Actinopteri; Characiformes; Serrasalmidae. The coding region runs from base 50 to 1354 and encodes 434 amino acids. Gene Ontology annotation, biological process: microtubule cytoskeleton organization; protein polyglutamylation. Gene Ontology annotation, cellular component: cilium. The transcript has 14 exons.